AUGACUUCAAUUGCCGACAAUCAGGGUACCAUGACAGAGACGAUUCCUGGUGACGAGACUCGGAGAGGAACGGCACACUUGUACGAGUUCCCGCCGACUGUGGAUGAGAAUGGGAAGAAGCAGCCUAGCGAGUAUCGAGAAUUCACGGACGAAGACGCCGUGAAGUACCCAAGACAAGAACAGUUUGAAUACCUCCGAUGCGGCACAUGCGUCUUCAUUUUCAACGCGAAAGACCAAAAACUUCUCCUUCAAACCCGCGAGGGCACUCACGGAGCCGGACAAUUGGCACCUCCUGGAGGGAAAAUGGAGAGGCACGAAGAUGAUGCCACCUGUGCCGUGCGUGAAGUCUUGGAAGAGACUGGUCUGAGAGUCGAAUACGUGGCUUCUCUAGGCAACACUUUUGACAAUUUUGUCACUGAAAAGAAAGGGCCGAUGAACUGGAACACUCACUGGGUCUUGACAAAAAUGGUUGAUGCAAGCGCAGAGCCAGCGAUCGCUGAGCCCGACAAGUGCUCUGAAAUGAAAUGGGUCUCUGUCCAGGAGUUGCUCGAAAUGAAGGAGAAGGAGCCUGACCGGCUGUUUCGCUGCCUCCGCAAUUUCUUGGACGCGAGGAAAAAUGAGGAUUGGUCCGGAAAAUGCUUUGAGAAGCUGGAAAUCUAA
Pochonia chlamydosporia 170 is the source of this 660-nucleotide messenger RNA. RefSeq names its product NUDIX domain-containing protein. NCBI's taxonomy places the organism in Eukaryota, Fungi, Ascomycota, Sordariomycetes, Hypocreales, Clavicipitaceae. The transcript is spliced from 3 exons. Gene Ontology annotation, biological process: dGTP catabolic process. Gene Ontology annotation, molecular function: 8-oxo-7,8-dihydrodeoxyguanosine triphosphate pyrophosphatase activity. The record is from RefSeq and is a predicted model, not a curated record. Bases 1 to 660 code for a protein of 219 amino acids. Gene Ontology annotation, cellular component: cytosol.